Molecule: messenger RNA, 1926 nt
Organism: Hypoxylon fragiforme
Lineage: Eukaryota; Fungi; Ascomycota; Sordariomycetes; Xylariales; Hypoxylaceae
Exons: 2
Coding region: 301-1797 (498 amino acids)
Biological process (GO): regulation of DNA-templated transcription
Molecular function (GO): DNA-binding transcription factor activity, RNA polymerase II-specific; zinc ion binding
Source: RefSeq, a predicted model, not a curated record
AUCCGGUGGGUGUACACGCUUACCAUCAUGCACAAGGAUCCGCCGGGAAGGGAAACGCGAAUCUGACAUACAGUACCUAUGUCAUGAUACAUCAACCUCAGGACACACGUCGGUAUCGCUGUCCUUUUCAUAUCAGGUGAAGAUAGAAGAUCUAAAGCCUAGUUGAAGUACUCGAGAGUACCAGGUUGCGAGGGAGAGACUGUGAUAUUACCCGUAAGUCACUGUACUUGCCCGCAUAUCAUACUUUUCCAGUGAUAUAUUUAUACGAUCGUUGGACGUUAGGUUGCGUCGACAGCAAAUAUGUUCGGGACCCUCAAAGUAGGCAAGAGGAAUAAAUCUGGCAGUAUGGUCUUCAUAGAAGACAACAGGCCAAAUCGGGGAAUGUUAGGAAGUCCCCAUGUUGCCUGCAAGAAUUGCAGAGAUAAAAAGUGUACGGGCGAGCCGACCGGUUGCAGGCGAUGCAGCUCUACCAAUCUAUGCUGUCAAUACCCUUCGCCCACCGUCGAUAAGCGAGGUAACAGAAGCCGACGGAGCACACAAGGUUCUAUCGGAUCACGGAAGUCUUCGAUAUCCGCGAAACCCAUAACUCUUAAGGAAGGGCCGGAAUGUGAGAGUCCUGGCACACAGGCCAAUGUAGACCUCGAUAAAGCGAAUGAUGAUAGCCUUAACAUGGGGUUCACUUUCCCCUCUUUCGUCGAUUAUUCUCUCAUCAGCAGCUUCGAUGACGAUUUUUCCAUGAUGGACAGCGAAAGCAUGACAGAGCCUAUCUCACCAAAAGGAUCUUUCACUGACAAUUUAGGCCUUGUCUCUGAGCAAUUCGAAAUGAACCCCCCGGAGCCAGGUUUCGCCCUUGAUCCCGCUCAGCUUCACAAAUAUUCUGGCUCGAACAACCUUCACACGGGCUCCUUGCCCUCUUCGAUAUUUCUGGACACCAUAACCACUCCGUUGGACGCGAGGUUGAAUAAUGGCGUACUGGUUAAUGAUGCACCGAAGUCCACCGACAGUUCAUACCAGAAUCCAGAUAGCCCUCUAUUAUGCCAAACUAGCUCGUCAGUCUCUAGUCCAUCGUUAUCGAACUCGGUAAUAGAUCGCUUCCAGGAACACGACCAAAGCAUGCUGAUGCGAAAGCGCGCGUCAGCUGAGGCCCCGUUCAGUUACGAUAACGAUAGCGACUCCAACGUUUCCACGUGCCAAUGUAUCGAACAUGCACUACAACUUCUUGAAAAGCUUCCCAACCCAGCCAGUGAGUCAUCCGCAUUUCCAGGGGACAAUAGCGACAUGCCACUAGAAACAGCAGACUCUCACUUUGACGCCAACGAGGAACCGCCAGCGCAUUCGUGUAUCGAUACGAUCGAGACCUCAGGAUUUGUAACAUCUAGUGCACAAUUCCUCAGUAAUUUUUCUCGGCACAUGACAGUAUUCUCGACCGUGUCGAGCUGCCAGUCAUGUCUAUGUAAAUCAUCAUUCGCCAUGAUAUUGCUUAUGCUCGCACAGCGGCUUACCAGCCGCGUAAAGCUUCUACUCUUGCAUCAUGCUCCGAGCCGAGAUGAGGAAAUAGUAUCGAUACCGAGUAGUAGUAGGUAUACGUUGACGAUUGGCGACCACGUGGUCGAGUACGAAGAUCCGUUGCGACUCAUUUCGACGUUGCUGGUAGGGAAGAUUCAUAGGCUUGCUAGUUGCGUUGGCAAGUUAAAAGCGACGUGUGUAAGUGCGCGGUGGAAUGCGUACGCUAGGGGGUUCGAAACACUAGAGGCGCCUUUAAAGGAGAGGAUAGUUGAGCUUGAGACCAUGAUGUAAUGGAGAUGGAGAUGUCUCUGGUAGCCCUAUGAAGAUAAACAUUGAAGAUGGAGAGUUGAAGUACUAGUACCUAGUUAGUACCUAAGGUUAUCGUAUAGCUACUACUAACUAGUUAGUGGGAGGGAGAGC